Molecule: messenger RNA, 1229 nt
Organism: Panicum virgatum (switchgrass)
Lineage: Eukaryota; Viridiplantae; Streptophyta; Magnoliopsida; Poales; Poaceae
Product: phenylacetaldehyde reductase-like
Exons: 7
Coding region: 86-1117 (343 amino acids)
Molecular function (GO): oxidoreductase activity, acting on the CH-OH group of donors, NAD or NADP as acceptor
Source: RefSeq, a predicted model, not a curated record
CAUUAAUCUAUUUGCGCACCGGAGGCUGGCCAUCAGUGCGCGGCGAGAGCAGCAAGCCGGCCGCACGCGGUGGUUGGCGGCGGAGAUGGCGUCGCCGCCGGUGCCCCGGCGCGUGUGCGUGACCGGGGGCGGCGGGUACAUCGCCUCGUGGCUCAUCAAGCUUCUCCUCUCCCGCGGCUACGCGGUCCACGCCACCGUCCGCGACCCAAGUGAUCCGAAGAACGCCCACCUGUGCCGGCUGGACGGGGCUGCGGGGAACCUGCGCCUGUUCAAGGCCGACGUGCUUGACCCCGACGCGCUGGCGGCCGCGGUCGCGGGGUGCGAGGGGGUCUUCCAUGCCGCAUCUCCCGUGCCCUCGGUUAAGGUUGCCGAUCCUGAGUCAGAAGUAUUGGCACCAGCUGUUAAAGGCACCUUGAACAUACUUCAGGCUUGCUCAGCCAAUAAUGUGCAAAAGGUGGUUGUGGUUUCUUCCACCUCUGCUGUUCAUUUUAACCCGAAUUGGCCUCAAGGCAAACCGAAAGAUGAAAGUUGCUGGUCGGACAGAAAUUUAUGCUUGAAGAACGAGGACUGGUAUAUGGCUGCCAAGACUCUUGCAGAAGAGACAGCCUUGGAGUAUGCAGAGAAAAAUGGACUAACUGUUGUUACAGUUUGCCCUUGUGUGGUUUUAGGCCCACUCCUGCAGCCUGUUGUUAAUACCAGCAGCAAAUUUCUUAUCUACGUCAUAAAAGGAGGUCCUACUGUAAUGAACAACAUGUUGUGGCACAUAGUUGAUGUCCGUGAUGUGGCUGAUGCUUUGCUUCUGGUGUACGAGAAAGAGGAAUCAGCUGGUAUAUACAUCUGUGCACCGGAUCGAGUUAGCACAAAAGAUAUGUUGAAUAUUUUGAAGUCAAUUCGUCCUGAUUAUAACUAUGUAAACUGUGACAAUGAUUCGGAUCUUAAAUCUAUAGUUACACCAAUUACGUCGGAGAAACUGAAGAGUCUGGGCUGGAAACCAAGGAAAAUACAGGAAACGUUGUCUGAUAGCAUUGAAUACUAUGAGAAGGCAGGGCUUCUGCAGGAUGUAGAGGAAUGUCCUUGCCGCCUUCCUCAUCUUUUUCAUAUGGCUACAGAUAAAUGAAAGUAACCAUUUAUUAUUUCUUUCCCUUUUAUGUAAUUAAGCUCUUAACAUUGUUUAACUGAGACAUUAUGUCCAACACCAAUAAUUCAUGUUGAUGGACUUGCUCUUUCAA